This is a messenger RNA of Lethenteron reissneri (Far Eastern brook lamprey), 8397 nucleotides long. RefSeq names its product PHD and RING finger domain-containing protein 1-like. The record is from RefSeq and is a predicted model, not a curated record. Lineage: Eukaryota; Metazoa; Chordata; Hyperoartia; Petromyzontiformes; Petromyzontidae.
GUCACGCGUGUCAUGGCGCCGAGCUGAGGGCAGCAGUCGCCGAGUGAAUAAAGCGCGCGGCGCGCGGCGCACGGGCGACAUCGCCCGGCCUGUGAGUAUCCGGCCCGUGAGUCUCCGGCCCGUGAGUCUCCGGCCUGUGAGAGGCGGCGUGAGAGCUCCACGCGGCGUGAGAGCUCCGCGUGACAGCUCCGCGCGGCGUGAGGGAUUGUGCAUGAGCCUUGUCCCCCUCACCUGGCUCAACCAUGGAUGAAGACGAGAGUCACUCGGAGCAGGGCGACCGUGACGACAGCAUUCCUCACAGCCAGAGCUCUGCAGAGAGCUCCGACGACAACGACGACGACUGCUCCGAUGACGAGGACUGCUUCCUCAUGGAUGACUGGGCGCUGUGCGACUCCAGCGGCAGCAGGUGCCAAACAUCGCUCUCAACGGCACAGUCGGCGCUCUCCUCGCCUGGGGCCGGCGGCUCCCCCCGCCCCGGUGGCCUCUCCUCAGAUGAGGAGGGCGACAGCUGCCCCAUCUGCCUAAACGGAUUCCGUGUGCAGGCCGUGGGCAUCCCCGAGAGCUGCCAGCACGCAUUCUGCCUCGACUGCCUGCUUGAGUGGGCCAAGAAUGUCAACUCGUGCCCCGUGGAUCGCAAGCCCUUCAAGGUGAUCUCAGCCCUCUCCUGCUUUGGUGGCGACGUCGUGCGCACGAUCGCCGUACCCAAUCGGAAGCAGAAGGCGCAUUUGUGGGAUGACGACGGUGGCAGUGGUGGCGGUGACGAGGAGACCCCGUGCCGCGCGUGCGGCCUCAGCGACCGCGAGGAACGCAUGCUCCUGUGCGACGCCUGCGAUACAGGGUUCCACAUGGAGUGCCUGGUCCCCCCGCUGGACAGCAUACCCGUGGAGGAGUGGUUCUGCCCCACCUGCCUUCCCCGGGCCCCCUCCAUCGUCUCGGUGGCGCCGGGCCCCAUGCGUGUCAUCGCACGCACGCGGCAGAGUGAACGCGUGCGCGCGCGCGUCAACCGCAGCCGCCUUUCUUUCUCGCAGCAGAGAUUCAUGGAGCUCUUCUCACCUGACCCUCAGCUGGUGCAGGACUUGGUGGCGGCCACCGUGGCAGGGUUAAACCGGCGGGCAACGCCGCGGCACGUGAGUGGGAGGCCCAAGCGAGGUCGUCGUGUGAAUAGUCCCCGGGAGCCGCGGGCCUCCACGUCUGCACGCCGCUGCCACCGGCGCAAGGGGGAGCUGAUGAAGCGUGUCCGCAAGAUGGUGAAGAGGACGCCAGGUGGCUCCACCGGACCCCCCAUUGGUCCCGUGGCGGCCAUGGGGGCAACACUUCCACUGCAGCGUUUUUCGGGGCCACGUCGCUCCGACAUCGGUGCCCCAAGCUUCAUGCUCUUCGAAGACCCAGAUCAGUUCGACCCCUUUGAGAGUGCCGAGAGUCCCGCAGAGGAGAGCGCCGUGGACAGCAAGCGUCGCGUGCUCUCCCGUUUGGCCGUUCACUCGCACCGUCCUGUUGCCCGGCCCAUCAUGGCCGGCGCUGCCAGCGAGGGGCCAUUGAGGGAAAGCCCAGCACUACAGAGGGUGCCUUGCCCGCCUCCCGUCCCCGAGUCUCAGCCGGAGCCUGAUCUGCUGGGCUCCAUCCUGGCCGGCCAGGCCGUGCUGCUCAUGGAUAGCAGCCAGCUCCUGAUCACGCGUCACGGGGCCCUGCAGCCACGCACCCCUACGGGUGUCACCGUUUCUCCGAGCAGACCCUGCGGCGGUGCGAGCAGCGCACCCGUCCGCGGAGGGGACUGGCCGGGAGCCCGCAGCUGCGGCACUGCGGGCGGUAAUGGUGGCGGCGGCGGUGGCGGCAGUGGAAGUGGUGUCCCUCCCCACUCCUCGUCCUCGUCCUCCUCCUCCUCGUCAUCCUCCAUGCCCGCCUCCUCACAGCAGGGCGGGCUGGUGGACGCCAUGACGGCCCACUCCAACGUGAGCGGCUCCACCUCAAGUGGCAUACCAGCCGCCAACGGAGGCGGCGACCCCGGGCGGCUCCGCUGCAGCACCGCUGGGCCCCCAUCGUUGCCUCCCCCGCUGCUCCAAGCUCCGCGGUACGGGGGCGGAGAACGUGGCGAGGGCGCCGGUGAAAAGAGGCCAGCGUCCGCGCGCAACAAGCGCCAUUUUAAGAUCAACCGAUCGUUCGGCCUCGGGGAGCAGAGCUCGGAGCACGACGCCAGCGUGGAGGACGCAGGCGCGGUGCCGUGGAGGCCCGAGGCGGCCGAGCUGCCCUUUGCUCGCAUACCCAGUGGGAAGGCCGCGGCGGUGGGAGCGCUGCCUGUGUCCUGCCCCGGUACUUCGUCUUCGUUCACAUCCACGCAGGGGCGAGUGCCACACCUGGGCAAAAUCGAGAUCAAGUUGACCGGAAACAGCAGAGGCUGGCAGGAGCAGACGGCAAGCGCCCCCAAGCGCUCUCCCAUGCGGAGGCCGUGCCCGCCUUCCUCGUCGGUGCCUCCCACUGUGGCUACACUGUUGGCCCAUCAGGCGUACGACCCCUCUGACCCCACCGACGACGAGGGUGCCAACAGCGAGGAGGGGCGGGCACGGGCACGCGUUGGCCGCGCCAACAGCGACGGAGACGGCGUUGGCGGCACCGCCGCGGUCGAGGACGACACCUACGACCCCUUCCGUCCAACUGACUCGAACCCCAGCUCGCCGCCAAGCCCUAGCAGCCCAUCCCCCGAGGACGGAAACUCGGACGGCACCGACGAUCUGCCGGCCACGCCUGGUGCGGGGCUCCCUUCUCCGGGUGAUUGCAGCUCGUCUGAUAGUGAGGUGCCGCCUGAUGGAGAGGCGCCGCUUGUCCCCUCGCAGGAUUCUCCGCCCCGGGACCCUUCGCGGGAUUCCUCGCGGGACUCCUCGCGGGACUCCUCGUGGGGAACCUCACGGGACGGCAAAGAUCCGGCGUGGAAGGACGGCGGCAAUGAACGCUCGAACUCGCGGCAGGGAUGUGGUGCGGCAGGUGGAUCGGACGAGUCGCAAGAAAGGAGCCCUCCUUACUCUGGUGGAGAGGGUUACUCUGGCUCAAAGGGGCAGUCGAUGGUGGAGUGCGGAAAAGAGGCUCGCGUGGGCACCGACACGGAUACAAAUCUGGAUGAAAUCCCGACUACAAAGAGCAACGUUAAGGAUGAAAAUACCCCGAGGAUCAGUGCAUCAGAUGGUGGAGAAACGAAGAGUGCUGGGAUUGGGAACAUGCUAGAGGAAGGAGCCUUACCAUUUAAAUCAGAGUUGCGGGAGGACAUCACUGGUGAGGGACAGCUUAGCGUCGAAGAUGUUACAGACGGUGUGCAUCUGGAGGGCAAAAAGGGGAAAAACCAGACUCAGGAUCUUGGGAUGGUAUCGAGUACAAACCAGUUGAGCAACAAAGAUUUGAGUACAAAUAUUAUUGGUCAAGCGGCAUCUGAGCAGUGCGAGCCUGGAAAGGCGGUUAAUGACUUGGGCACUGACUGGCAAAGUGUAAAAAGCGAGGCUGUGCCUGUGGACCAGGGCGAGGCGGCUCAGAUCGGCAUGCAGGACUGUAAGGAUGAAGACAAGACGGAGGGAGUGAUGGGAACAUCGGAGAUGAGCGAGGAGCAGGGACUGCCUGCGAGAGUCCGCAGCGAGGUGCACGUCGGUACCCCGCCCGCCAAACGUUCAGAUGGUGCAAGAGAGGAAGUGAAAAUUUCACGGCAUUCGUCCAGUCCAGCGAGUGCUAAGAGGUCGCGUUCGGACAAAAGGAAAUCCAUCGAAGAGCCGAAGGAUGGCUGCGGAGAAGAUGGAGAUCAUGCACAGCGGGUCCUUAAGGAGGGCCGCAAGUGCUCGCCCGUCCCAAACACCAACCCGGAGCCCCUGGAGAUGGGGGAGAUCGUGGACCCAGUGGACACGUUUGACGGAGACCCGCGAGCGCACGCGGCGUCGGCGGCGUCGCGCAACGCGUCGGGCCCGGCGCAGGAUGAGGACCUCCUGUCGCUGCACGCCGGCUCGGAAGAAGACGGUUUCUACGCGGCGGAGGCCGGUGAGGGAGGCGGCGCGGGUGGCAAGGCCCAGCGGGGUGGGGACACGCGCUUUGCGCGACGGAAGGACCGCAAUUACCGGCACAUGGGCAAGCGACGGUCCCAGCCGGAUGAGUGUCCCCGUGAGGAAAAGCAAAGCGAUCAGCAGCGGCGUCGGCGCUCGGACUCGCGCUCACGGCGAAAACAGCGUAAGCAGCGGCGGCGUUCACGGGAGAGCGGCGAGGGCGGCUCGGCGAGUGGCUCGAGCUGUCGCUCGGAGCACCGCCAGAGACAGAAGCAUUCCUGUGCGUCACGCAGCUCCUCCGUCCGCCGGGAGCAUGAGCGGGACAGAGAGCGGGACAGAGAGCGGGACAGAGAGCGGGACAGGGAAAAAGACAGGGAGCGGGAUCGGGAACGUGUGAGGGAGCGGGCAACCCGCGUGAAGGAGCACUCAAGGAACGAGGGUAGCGGAGACUCCGUGAAGGAUCGUGAAAAAAAGCGGCGGGAGCGGGAGAAGAAACUGAAAGUGAAGUCGCACGACCGGAGGCGGGAGCCAUCGAGCCCGCGAGACCGCUGGCACGAGCAUUCGAACUCUCCUGAGCACCGGCACGAGCGCUCGAGUUCCCGCGAGCGUCACCGGGAGCCGCCAAGCCCACGGGAGCGACGGAGAGACCGCUCGGACUCCCAUGAGCUCCGUCGUGAGCGCUCCCACUCUCGCGAGCGGUGGCGGGAGCCUUCCAGCCCGCAAGAGCGGCGGCGCGAAUGCUCGAGCUCGCGAAAUGCCGACAACGCGGAGGAGCCGUUCUGGCGCCGGAGCCCCAAGUCGCCGCCACCGCACACGAGGCCGCGCGAGCGCGACCACCGGAAAGAGAGAGCGGCACGCUCGCCCCUCGGUGUCAUGCCGACGGUGCCACCGGCGACGGCCACACCGACAGAUGGCAGCGAUGGUGGUGGCGGUAGCGGCAGUGUCCGCGUCAAACCCAAAGAGGACAAGCGGUACGAGCGACAGCUGUUUGGCAGAGGCAGCAUGGACCACUUGAAGAUCACCAUCUUCUCCGAGGUGCGGUCAGCCAGCGUCAGCAGUCAUGUGUCGGCGGGGCAGAAGGGCGAGGGAGAGCGGCCGCAGAGGCAGCAAUCGGAGACGGAGAAACGAGCAAAGGCAAAGAGGGCGAAAGCGGCGCAAGAGCCCCGCGGUGAUGGCAAGUCCAAGUCGGACAUGAAGCGCAGCAAGCGGGCGUCAGCAGAUGGAGUGGAGGGUGGCACAAGGCGCAAGCGGUCAAGCAAGGCGGGCAAAAGUGAUGUUAUCGUGUCGCCCAAGCGCACAUUUGUCAACCCUGAGUCGGCGGCGCCCGUGGGCGAGCUCGUGAGGCAUGAGAAUGACGUCGACCAAGCUGAUCCCCUGAUGAAGUUUGAAAUAAAGGUGCAGCCCAAGCAGGACUCUGUUCACUUGUGGCCAGAGGAUGAGGAGGUGGAGGAGUCGCAAGUAACCUUCAAGUCGGUGGUGUCCGCCGCGGACAGCCCGGUGUGUGCAGAUGAUCACGAGUCAAGCAAGACCUCCACGAUGUGUCUGGACUACAAGACCAGGGACGCUCCGAAACAGGGAUCCACCCAGGAGGCUCCGGGGCUGGAGCCAGAGGAGCAGGAGGAGGGGGAGCUGGAGGCAGAGGUGGUGGAGGGACCAGUUGAACCGGAAAGUCGAGCUCCUUGCCCACAGGAGCCGCUUCCAUCAUCCCCCAUUGAGAAACAAAAACGCAGGGAUCGCGUUCGAAUCCGACGGUGGCAUCCAGUGGACGAAACGAGCAGUGGCGGCGUUGGAGUGACAUUGUUGGAGCCACAGCUCCCACUGUCCCUGCCCAUAGCACUCGACGAUGGCGCAUUGACGGACAUAGAGAGCCAUGCCAUGUCUGUGGACGUGGCUGGCGAGACAUCGCCGGUUUGCGGGGAUGCGUCACCGGGUCUGGAGGAGGCGUUGCUGGGUCCCCGCGUGAUGUCACCGCGUCGAGUAGUUGGCUCCCCGGGCCUGGGGUUCGCAUCGCCCGGACGCACGGUGCCAUUGGCUAAUUUUGGGAUGGCAUCGCCGGUCUCAAAGGCGGUGUCGCCAGGCCCGGGUGUGACGCCGUUUUCCCACGGGCUGUCAUUGCCUGGGCUGGAGGUGUCUCUGCCCGGCCUGGAACCAUCAUCACCGGCUUCCGGGGAGGCAUCUCCUGAUGUGGAGGCACCAUCGCCGGGCCCUGGGGAGGCUUCUCCUGACCUGGGGGAGUCGUCUCCAGGCCUGGGAGUGCCGUCGCCGGGCCCUGGGGAGGCGUCGCCUGACCUGGGGGAGGCAUCUCCGGUGUCCGAGACGGCACAGUUUGGGGGCAGCGGCGGUGGAGAGCAGUGGGGGAGUGAGACGGUGGCCCUACGGGAGAGGCCUCUGCUGAAGCGCGUCACGUGGGACCCACAGCAACAGCGCGAGGAAGAGCAGCGCAAAGACACGGCGCGUGCCGUGUUGAGCUUGCUGAGCAGUGGUGGGAUUGUGGGGUCUGGAGACAUCCCUCUGCUGCACUCCGAGGACGUGACUUCAACCCCACCACUUGCCGCGCUCACCCCCACCAACUACAUGGUGUCCCAACCCAUGUUCCCAGGAAUGGUGCAGGCCCCGCCCAUGAACACCGGCGUCAAACCCGCGGCGCCGCCACUCUCCGUUUUUGCGGCCGGGCCCUUCCUGGCCGCCGCCGUCGCCGCGGCUGCCUGGCCGCAGCCUUCGCCGCCUCCGCCCCCUCCCUUCGCGGAGGGGGCCAUGGGCUCCGUUGUCACCCCGGAGACGAGCGCCGCCGUGGCGGCUCAGCUGAUCCUGCGGCGGCUGCUGCCGGCGCUCGGGGUGGCGCGGCCUGCCGCCGCGCGGGUGCCCACGCCGCCCCCUCCGCCACCGCCGGCGCCCGCGGAAGAGGAGAUGGCGUCGCCCGAUCUGGUGGAGAUGGAGGAGCUGCCUGCCCCGCAUAGGUCCCAACAGCACAACCCUGACCGGAGCAAGACCGACAAGGUAAUAAAGUACCUGAAGAAGCUGCACAUGCAAGAGAGAGCUGUGGAGGAGGCAAAGCUGGCCAUAAAGCCCUACUACCAGAGCAAGGACAUCACCAAGGACGAGUACAAGGAGAUCCUGCGUAAGGCGGUGCACAAGAUCUGUCACAGCAAGAGCGGAGAGAUCAACCCCGUAAAAGUGGGGAAUCUGGUGCGCGGCUAUGUGGACAAGUACAAGAUGCUGCGCAAGAAGGCCAAGCGAAGAGAGGAGGGUGACGGCGAGUGGGUGGGCAGCAGCUGCACGCCCGACGGGAAGCCGUCCUGCAGCAAGACAGCCAGUAACGAGCACUGACACCUGCUCCAGCCUCAAAACAGCCCGCCCCCGAGUCGGCCUGCUUGAAGUUACACUUGCAGUGUACGUUGCUGGUCUAUUUUGGAGAGACUGGGCACACACGGCUUUUCUGUGGAAGCAAGCGUGGACUUUUGUGAUCAGCAGACUGAUGAUGAGGCUGUGAGCUUGCUGCCACUUCACGUGACCAGUCCCGGGCAUUAAUCAACCUACUCGACUCGUGACACACAUACACAACACCCCUUGGCAAUCACCUCGUUAUCAUGAACCUCUUUUGGUCGACAGUUGUAUAACCAUUGUUUUUUUCUUGACUUUCAUCUUCAGUGUUUGCGAUGCACUUAGUCCACAUGCAGAAACACAGCUGCAAAUGUGAUGUGCAUCCCUAUUUUAUGUGGAGUUUCAUGGAAGACCGUGGGAAGGAUUCCCCAGCAUUUGGAGGAAUGUUUUGUUUAGCCUCUGUCCUGCCGCUAUUCAAAUACGUUUUGGUCUUGUGAAUACGUUCAUUGACGGAGGUUGUAGAGUUGCAUGUAUAAAUAAUGGUGUGAUGAUGCUUCAUUAGAAUGGAUGAGAAUGAUGUUCAGAUAUUGUCUGACAUUCAAAAUAUUGCUGAUUCUAAUGUAAAAAAAGAUGACAAUUGUAUUCUUGAAUGAUCGAUUUGAAGGAAUUGAACAGUGGCACCAUGUCAUUUUGUCAUGGAAUACCCUCUUUAAAAGCAAAGAUUACCAAUUCAUGUGUUUUGUUGGAACAUCUCCUGUACAUAUACAAUGUCUGAACACAGACCAGAAAAAACAACCUGUACAAUAUGCCACUGAACAACAACUAUUAAAACCAAGCCCUUGGCUGAUCACAACAGGUGUUUCUGAAUAGUAAGGAGCAUCACAUGCUUGAAUGGUACAGUCCUGUAUGUUGUCAUAGUUAAAGUACAACGUGCACAAGGCCAAUGUGAGUACCGAGAGCACCCCACUUACCGACGGUUUCUGCCACUCAUCACAUCUCCUGUUGUAGUUUUGUAAACAUAGCUGUAGUUUCUGGAGAUUUCUAAAAAUAAAGCCUGUUCAUGAAA